Dendronephthya gigantea is the source of this 1220-nucleotide messenger RNA. Its product is annotated as E3 ubiquitin-protein ligase FANCL-like. Lineage: Eukaryota; Metazoa; Cnidaria; Anthozoa; Malacalcyonacea; Nephtheidae. The transcript is spliced from 16 exons. Gene Ontology annotation, cellular component: Fanconi anaemia nuclear complex; nucleus. The record is from RefSeq and is a predicted model, not a curated record. Gene Ontology annotation, biological process: interstrand cross-link repair; protein monoubiquitination. Gene Ontology annotation, molecular function: ubiquitin protein ligase activity. The coding region runs from base 30 to 1151 and encodes 373 amino acids.
UUUUUGGCUGCUUGUCUAAUAGUCUUUAAAUGCAAGACGAAAAAUUGUUUUCUGUUUGUCCUUUGCUUCUCCCACAAUGCAAAGAUGGUCUGACAUACGAUGGUUUCAUUGAAAUUAACGGGCAAACAUUCAGAUUGUCUAUAGUGCGGCCAAAUUUGGAAUCAUUAAAAGGGGCUAGUGUCAGUUGUAGCUGGAGAUUAUGGAACAUUUUACAUCAUUAUCAGGAUGUUAUUAAACAGAGAUUACAUCAGAGCGAAAGUCUUGAGUCAUUUAUUGUGGAGUUCAAAAACCUUGCGGAAAAUUUGGUAAAAUGUAAGGAAGAUGAUAUUGGAAUGCAAUCAUUGCCUCUUGACACCUACUCCUUGCUGACCAAUGAAUUGGAGCAUAUUGGUUGGGACAAACUGGUGUUCAUCAAUGAAUCAUUUGAUGUGAUUAAGCUGAGAACAAGUGAUACAAAAGGACGAGAACAUAUUUUAACAGUGCAUAUUCCAUCUAAGUAUCCCCAAGUUGUACCAAAAUGUACCGCUGAUGUUCCCGCUACAUUUCAUUUCAAAGGAUCCAGUACAGCAGAGGACAAUAUGUUGGAAUCUAUUUAUAACGAAUUUUCCAAGGUUGUUUUAUCUUACGAUGUAUUUUGGAAUGUCAUGGAUGAAAUAGAUCAGAAUUGCUGGAUUCUAGAGCCAGAGAAUCCGACCAGAGCCGAUGCCUCGAGACGAAUUGCAUUAGGAAACAAUACAUCACUCCUGGUUAGGAUCAAUGUACAACAUCCUACGACUAUGCCCGAGUGUCAUCUCAUGGGAGCCGACAGUGUUGUGAUGAAGUUGCGAGAAAAUAUGAACAAAAAUCUGGAUCAAUGGGACCCAGGAAGAUCUGUUCUAGUGAACCUUGAGAACCUUCUAGAAGCUAAAUUCCCUUCACGUCAGACAAGCCAGAAAGAGGAUUUCAGUCAAGAAUGUGGUAUUUGCUAUGCAUACAGACUUGACAAUGCCAUUCCAGAGAGUGCGUGCGACGAUCCUCGCUGUGGAAAACCUUUUCAUACAAAUUGUUUAUAUGAAUGGCUUCGAUCUCUGCCCUCCAGUAGACAAAGUUUCAACAUCAUUUUUGGAGAAUGUCCUUAUUGUAACAAGCCGAUAACUGUGAAGGUCAAAUAGAAAUUGCAAGAACAAAAGGAUGACGACGAGCUUAUAAAACGAUCUUUUUUUCCAACUGGUACGCGUGAG